AGCCCCGGCUGCACUCACAGGGGUCCAGGCGGGUGGCCUCACCGCUCAGUACAAGGCUCACUCUGCUGCCUUCCUCUCCAGGCUCCCCAAGCCCUGCAGGCCAACCUGGGUGGGUGUGGUGUGUGUUUGCAUCUGUUCUUCUCCUGGGGCUCCCCUGAGCGCCACUCACACCAGGAAGGGAGCAGGAGAGAGAGAACAAGUGGAUCCAGCAGCCUGGGCUUCAGAGGAAUAAGGGCAUCGCCUCUUUCUUGAAGGACACUCCCUUCUGAAUGGGAACUCCCCUUCUCCUGCAGCGGCCCUGGUAGGUCAGUGUGGACUCUGCAGCAGCUGCCACCACCACUGCCCCAGAAAGAAAGAACCCCAGAGCCCAGGCAAAGAGAGCUGCAGGAACCCAGAGGUUCAGAGAGCCGGCUUGGGCUGCCGGGGAAGCAGCCGCAGUACAGUGACAGUGACAAACAGAGCAGACGCCGCCAAGUGGAUUCUACUCCCCUGGGACAGCACCACGCGAGUGUGAAGAGAGGUCCAACCCUCAGCCUGCAAGUUAUCCAGCCCUGCAGGCGCCACAAGCAGCAUCCACUGAGCCAUGGCUGAAGGGGAAAUCACGACCUUCGCAGCCCUGACCGAGAAGUUUGAUCUGCCUCCAGGGAAUUACAAGAAGCCCAAACUUCUCUACUGUAGCAACGGGGGCCAUUUCUUGAGGAUUCUUCCAGAUGGCACCGUGGAUGGGACAAGAGACAGGAGCGACCAGCACAUUCAGCUGCAGCUCACUGCGGAAAACGUGGGGGAGGUGUACAUAAAGAGUACGGAGACUGGCCAGUACUUGGCCAUGGACGCCGACGGGCUUUUAUAUGGCUCACAGACACCAAACGAGGAAUGUUUGUUCCUGGAAAGGCUGGAGGAGAACCAUUACAACACCUACAUAUCCAAGAAGCACGCAGAGAAGAAUUGGUUUGUUGCCCUCAAGAAGAACGGAAGCUGCAAACUCGGUCCUCGGACUCACUAUGGCCAGAAAGCAAUCUUGUUUCUCCCCCUGCCAGUCUCCUCUGAUUAAAGAAAUCUGUUUUGGGUGCUGACCACUCCAGAGGAGCCUCAAGGGGUCCUCACUUGGUUGACCCCCAAACAUUCCCUUGACCAUUGGCUGCACUAACCCCCAGCCCACAGAACCUGAAUUUGUAAGCAAUGUGCUUCUAAAUGCCCAGCUCACUUGUUUUGCAGAGCCCUUUAACCCAGCACAGGUGGGAAUAGAAGGACCAAAUAGCUUCUUGGGGCCAACUGGCUGGCCAGUCUGGGUCUGGGUUUGGGUGUCCAAUGGCCUCUGGGGACCUGCUGUAGGCUGAGCCUCUCAAUGUAAAGGUGGGUGGGGGCCAAAGCAAGUGUGUUAAGGGGUCUGCCAAGUGGGUCAUUAGUAACUGCAUACCAUUUCCCUCGACUGGGUAAACCCUGUUUGCAAUUCCCCCAAACAUCCGGCAUGACUCCCUUUGUCCUUUGAGUAUGCACAAAUAUUAGCAGAGAAGCAUUUAGCUAGGUUAGAGGACAGCAGCAUUUAACGAGUAGAAAUAGGGACAGAAAUCCCCCCUCAUACAGAAAAGAAUAAACACGAAAAGGAAGAUUGGAUUUUGGUGAACAGCUUAGAAGGAUGGGAUCUCAAUGCAGAAUGGAGGGGAGGCUCAGCCACAGGAGAGCAGAAUAAAUCCAUCGCCUUGGGAGUCACUGCCAUGCUUUGAGCUUCCCAAGGUUACUCAGUGGCAGGGAGCCUCUGUAAGAUGUCAGGGAGAGAGUUUGAGAAGUGGAUUCUCUACAAAAGGAAAGCCAUGCGAUGUUGGGAAAUUCAUCUUGGUCUGGGGUGUGGAGGUGGGAGUGAUGAGAAAGAAAGGGAAGCAUGACUGAAAGAAUGUUAUCCUCUAGGGAGGAUAAUUUUAGAAGUGAGAUAGAGAAAGUGGCCCUAUGAGUUGUGCUCGGCCACCGGCAAGCAGAAGCUUAGAGGGCUUGGGGUAUUCUCCAACUCUGAUAUGUACACGGGUCACCUAGGGACCUGGUCUGAAUGUAGAUUUGGAUUGAUUGAGUCUCAGGUAGAGUUGCAACGUUUCCAACAGGCUUCCGGGUGGAGAUACUGCUGCCUUCCCUUACCUCGUUUAAGGAGCACCAUCCUAAAGAAUGACAUCCAGACAAAGGUGCUCACAUCUCAGACUCAUACUCUGAUCCUUACCACACCUCAGCCUCACCCUGAAAAAUGUACACCCUGAGUCUCCCUGAGCAGCCAGGCAGCGUGGAUGGUAGUUAACGUCUGUAGUAAGGAGCACGGUUUUAAGGUGCUUUAGCCCACUGCCUAUGAAAUGCCCAUUUAGAAGAUAUACAAAAGCGUACUGCAGAAAUGUUCAACUCCCACAAACAGCUUUUCCCGAGUGACUAUUUGUGCUACCAUUACUUGUAUAAAUAUGCUUCCUGCUUAAACUAAACUUGACCCAAGUGGCUAGCAAAUUAGAAACACCAUUCAUCUCUGAUAUAUGAUGCCAAUGCCAUGUAAAGGCCUUUAAUAAGCCAUUUAAAUUUACUGUGAGAUUGUAUGUUUUAACCACAUUUAAACUAUAUAUAGCUCAAAGGCAGUUAAACUGAUUAGCACUCAGCCACUGAGAAUGGUCAUAAUGGGACACAAGGUAUAAGCUACUCAAUUAUCUAAUACUUCUACUACAUUUAUCUCUAAAAUGGGAUUUUGCUCUUCCGUU
This is a messenger RNA of Tupaia belangeri chinensis (Chinese tree shrew), 2723 nucleotides long. RefSeq names its product fibroblast growth factor 1 (gene FGF1). The coding region runs from base 584 to 1051 and encodes 155 amino acids. The record is from RefSeq and is a predicted model, not a curated record. Lineage: Eukaryota; Metazoa; Chordata; Mammalia; Scandentia; Tupaiidae. The transcript has 5 exons. Gene Ontology annotation, molecular function: growth factor activity.